This is a messenger RNA of Tigriopus californicus, 794 nucleotides long. RefSeq lists its product as uncharacterized. The coding region runs from base 83 to 793 and encodes 236 amino acids. Gene Ontology annotation, molecular function: N-acetyltransferase activity. The transcript is spliced from 2 exons. The record is from RefSeq and is a predicted model, not a curated record. Lineage: Eukaryota; Metazoa; Arthropoda; Copepoda; Harpacticoida; Harpacticidae.
AUGAGUAGUGCAACCUGUGAUGUUGCUACGGAUCACGUGAUCAGUCAGGAAUUGAAAGUAAUCCUUGACACAGAGAGUGAAGAUGACCGAGGAGAAGUGCUUCUUCAGAGUGGCACUCCCGACGGACGAGACGAGAAUAUUUGACUUUUGUGACCGACACUUCUUCCAGCAUGAGCCCAUGUGUCAAUUUUUGGCACUCUCCGAGUCCAAAUCGUGGACGGAUCAAUAUCUGAGGUCAGAAUUUCAUCAUUUCGGGGUCAUGCCAUGUCUCGACGAACCGUUUAGUAUUCUUGCCGUGACCCCUCAAGACGAUAUCUUAGGUGUAAUGUUGGGCAAAAUCUGGACUAGGGACAACGCGACCAAAUCUCAAACUUUGGACCUUCAAAUCAUCCAGUACUUGUCAUGGUUGCUACCUCGAAAGAUGGUGGACGCGACUAAUCUGAUCCAGUUUUCCGAGGUCAAAUGUGGAUUCAAUCCCGUGGAUCUCUUGAAUGAUCUCGGUUCGGAGACUCUCUUCAUCGGCGAACUCUUGUGUGUUUCUCAGCAAUAUCGAGGGCAAGGUCUGGGCCAGAAAUUGCUGAGCAAGUCCGUGGCUUUGGCUCAAGAACAAAACUGUGACAGCUACGCUUCUUUGGCCACGGCCAUUUAUUCUCAGCGAAUUUUUCUAUCCUCGGGAUUUUCGUGCAAAACAGAGGAGGCUUACCAAGAAUGCACCUCACUUAGAGCGUCGCCCAAUUUUGAAGUAUUUCGUCCUCACACAUCUGCCAAAGUAUGUUGUAUGUCGUUAAUAUAGA